CCUUUGACUUUUUGAUACUUACAGUGAAUUAAAAUCAUUACAUAGUCCCACUUUACUUUUCCAUUCCUUCUGUCUUUCUUCUUCAAUUUCAUACAUAACAAACACUUCGACUUCAUUUUGCAAUUUUCAAUUUGUUGCGGGUGAACAUCAACUACAAUCCACACUUCACACUUUUCGAUACUGCGCUCAUCACCCAUUCAGUUAACUGGGAGAGUCGCCAAUUACUUCAGAUAAUUUAACAUGGCUCCAGCUUCUGGUGAGGUCGAAGUGGAGAGCAUUUCUCCCUAUGGAGUUGCUCGCAGCACCGUCGACGAAAAGCCGCUUUCAGCUGAGGAGGUCAAGAAAUAUGACGCUUACUUCAGUGCUUGUAUGUAUCUAUGCCUCGGCAUGCUUUACCUUCGAGAGAAUGCCCUACUCAAGGAACCACUCAAGAAAGAACAUCUGAAGGCUCGACUUCUAGGACACUGGGGCUCAGAUGCUGGUCAAGCUUUUACAUAUCUUCAUAUGAACCGCCUCAUCAAAAAGUACGACUUGAAUGCACUAUUCGUCUCUGGUCCAGGUCAUGGAGCUCCUGCCGUACUUUCAAAUGCAUAUUUGGAGGGUACUUACUCGGAAGUUUAUCCUGAUAAGGCCGAGGAUGAGGAAGGAAUGCGAAAGUUCUUUAAGCAGUUCUCUUUUCCUGGUGGAAUUGGUAGUCAUGCUACUCCAGAAACACCGGGUAGUAUUCAUGAGGGAGGAGAGCUGGGAUACUCCAUCUCCCAUGCUUUUGGCACUGUCUUUGAUAAUCCUAACUUAAUCACAUUGACGAUGGUUGGUGAUGGUGAGGCGGAAACGGGACCUUUGGCCACAGCCUGGCAUUCAACUAAAUUCCUCAAUCCAAUUACAGAUGGUGCUGUUUUACCAGUUUUGCAUCUCAACGGUUACAAGAUCAAUAAUCCUACGAUCCUUGCUCGAAUCAGUCACAAGGAAUUGGAAUCUUUGUUCGUCGGUUAUGGAUGGAAACCAUACUUUGUAGAGGGAAGUGACCUCGAGAGUAUGCACCAAGCCAUGGCAGGAACUCUGGAACGCUGUGUCGUCGAGAUUCGUAAAUACCAGAAGGAAGCACGUGAAUCUGGCAAAGCAAUCCGACCACGCUGGCCCAUGAUUGUUCUUCGUAGUCCUAAAGGAUGGACAGGCCCAAGAAAAGUCGAUGACAAGUUACUUGAAGGUUUUUGGCGUGCACAUCAAAUCCCACUUCCAAAUGUGGCAAGUAAUCCAGAACACUUGAAAGUUUUGGAGGCUUGGAUGCACAGCUACAAGCCUGAAGAGAUUUUCGAUAAGGAAGGUAAACUACUGCCUGAGCUAAAGGAAUUGGCUCCUGUUGGUAAUGCUCGUAUGAGUGCCAACCCUGUUGGUAACGGUGGAAUCCUCAGAAAACCACUCGACAUGCCCGAUUUCCGCAAAUAUGCAUUUGAGAAUAUUGAAGCUGGUGUCAGCCUUCUUCCCAGUAUGUCUAACAUGGCCAAGCUCUUACGCGAUGUGGUUGCCAAAAACAUGCACACUUUCCGGUUAUUUGGACCCGAUGAAACCGAGUCGAAUAAACUUGGCGAGGUUUACAAAGCUGGUAAAAAGGUUUGGAUGGGUGAGCAUUUCGAAGAGGAUGCUGAUGGUGGUAAUCUUGCUACCGAAGGUCGUGUCAUGGAAAUGCUUAGUGAGCAUACUGUUGAGGGUUGGUUGGAGGGAUAUAUCUUAUCUGGUCGUCAUGGUUUACUCAACAGCUACGAACCAUUCAUUCACGUUAUUGAUUCUAUGGUUAAUCAACAUUGUAAAUGGAUCGAGAAGUGUAAUGAAGUCGAAUGGCGUGUAAAGAUGGCAUCUCUUAACAUUCUUUUGACAGCCACUGUUUGGAGACAGGUAAGCAACCAUGGUUUUUUCUCUCGGCAGCCUUGAUCUCAAUACAUAUUUUGUAAUUCUGCUGUCUCAUUCCCUUUUAAUCAUUUCCCCGAUAAUAUUUACUGAUUCUAUUUUUUUCUAGGACCACAAUGGUUUCACUCAUCAAGAUCCUGGAUUCCUCGAUGUCGUCGCCAACAAGAGUCCUGAAGUUGUACGAAUCUACCUCCCACCCGAUGGAAACUGUCUUCUCUCCUGUAUGGAUCAUUGUCUCCGCAGCACAAAUUACGUCAACGUUAUCGUCGCUGAUAAACAGGAUCAUCUCCAAUUUCUAAAUAUGGAAGAUGCACUCACUCAUUGUGAAAAAGGACUCGGAAUCUGGGACUGGGCCUCUAACGACCAAGGUUUCGAACCAGAUGUCAUCAUGGCUGCUUGUGGAGACGUACCCACCCACGAAUCCCUAGCCGCUACAGCCCUCCUUCGAGAACUCAUCCCAGAUCUAAAGAUCCGUUUCGUAAACGUCGUGGAUCUAUUCAAAUUAAUCCAUCACGGUGAUCAUCCCCACGGUAUCACAGAUAAAGAUUGGAUCUCCAUCUUCACAUCCAACAAACCCAUCAUUUUUAAUUUCCAUUCCUACCCAUGGCUCGUUCAUCGACUCACCUACAAACGUCCCGGCCAAGUCAAUAUCCACGUUCGCGGAUACAAGGAAAAAGGUAACAUUGAUACGCCGUUAGAGUUGGCCAUUAGGAAUCAAACGGAUCGGUAUAGUUUGGCGAUGGAUGCCGUGGAUAGGGUGGAGAGAUUGGGUAAUAAGGGUGCGCAUGUUAGGGAGAAAUUACUGAAUAUGCAAAUUUUGGCUAGGAGGGAUGCGUUUGAGAAUGGGAUUGAUCCGGUUCAUAUUCGGGAGUGGAGAUGGCCGUUUCAGAGGGGUGGGAAGGUUGAGCAGAUGUUGAAUUGAGGUAUUUGAUGUGCAAAUGGCUUGGGAGAGAGAGGGGGAGGAAUGAGUAAGAUUUUCAGUUUUCAAGGACGUAAAUAAGCAAUACGCUCGGAGAUGCUGGUGGCUGGAGGCUUGAAUGGUUUUAGACCUAAUAUCAUAAGAAUUCUGGCAUUUACUCACCGCGCACCACGAGUAAGAAAACGUGUUUUGUCAAUAUCGGUAAG
Messenger RNA from Sclerotinia trifoliorum, 3030 nucleotides. NCBI's taxonomy places the organism in Eukaryota, Fungi, Ascomycota, Leotiomycetes, Helotiales, Sclerotiniaceae. The record is from the annotation of a GenBank genome assembly.